This is a messenger RNA of Aricia agestis (brown argus), 5111 nucleotides long. It is a transcript of the gene cv-c, whose product is annotated as rho GTPase-activating protein 7. NCBI's taxonomy places the organism in Eukaryota, Metazoa, Arthropoda, Insecta, Lepidoptera, Lycaenidae. Gene Ontology annotation, biological process: regulation of Rho protein signal transduction; actin cytoskeleton organization; signal transduction. The record is from RefSeq and is a predicted model, not a curated record. The transcript has 20 exons. Bases 459 to 3563 code for a protein of 1034 amino acids. Gene Ontology annotation, molecular function: GTPase activator activity; lipid binding.
GUGCGCGCGCGUGUUUUUUUAUUAUUAUCCUUUUUUCGCGCACAGUGUUCUAUUUACAAACCACGAAUUCGAUGUUCUAAAGUGACAGUGUUUUUUUUUAUUGACGAGUGAUACGCAUUGACUUCUAGUUUCUUUUUUUAAAUAUACUUUAAAAAAGAACUACUAUUCGUGAAUCGUGCAGCGUUCCAUUUUCAAAAAAGUUGCACAGUUUUCACAAAAUCGAUUUUCAAAAGUGACUGUGUUUGACGAGUGAUGCGCGUUAACUUCUCCAAGUUAUAGUCGUUUGGUAACAGUGACAAGAAUCGAGAACAGGUGAACCGGUUAAUUGUGUAACUUCGUUUAAAAACGUGAUAAUUUACCGGGAUUUUAAUGAUCGUUCGGAAAGUAUGAAUCAGUGUUUACGAUGCGCGGGCGCGUGCCGAAUCGAUUUUUAGUGUUUAGUGAUCGUUAGAGCGACUAUGAGUGUUCCAAAUUUAAGUGCUGAUCAAAUAACAGAAAUCGAAGCCGCGGAAGCUUGCAAAUGGCUACGAGCGGCCGGCUUCCCGCAGUAUGCGCAGAUGUACGAAGAUCUGCAGUUCCCGAUCGACGUGUCCGGAGUCCAGAACGACCAUCCGUUUCUCGACGCGGACUCCCUGCAGUCGCUGUUCCGGCGGCUGACGGCGCUCAACCGGUGCGCCAACAUGAAGCUCGAGCAUCACCACCAUCAGAAGAGAUCGAACGACUCAGAUGAUGAGCAGUGCGCGCUCAGCGACAAGUGGCAGUACGAGCGUAAGUCCAGGAGGUGGUCCAGGGUGGUGGAGAUCACGCCGCAGGCGCAGAGGAGACUACAGGUGAUAGCAGCCCGGGCGCUGGCGGAGCGGGAGGCGCGGGAGGCGCGGGGGGAAGUAGAAGAUGAUGAGGACGAGACCCUCCCAACCAUCAGGGUGGGGCUGGUGGAUGCUGAUGGACAUUACACUGACGUGGAGCCAGAUCUAUUAACAGUUCCCGGUCAGAUACAGUUACCAAGUGACAAGGAGGAUGAAGAGGACACCGGGACGAGGUUUCGGCGAACAGGAUCCGAAAGACUCCGCGACGGAGCCAAAGCCCUGCUCAGACGAGUGGAAUCCCUCAAAACGAGAAGAAGAAAGCGACAGAAUAGAACAGAAGUUAUAGUAUCAUCACCUCAUUUCCUAGACGUCCAGACCGAUAAAUAUCCUGAACUCAACUACAUAGACAUGACUCCGACAACGCCCACAGCAUUCCCGUUUCCCGAUUUCAAUAGCUCCCCUAUUCGUGCUCCAGAGAUCAGGACACAACCUCCGUCCCCCAUGACAAUAAUGCCACCUUCGCCCAUAGCACCCUUAGACCAAUCCUUCGUUUCACAUCCACCUUUUGGGGAUGAUAGUUCGAGUUACGCGUCGGAUGGGAGUAUGGGUUCUAGCAACAAAAGUUCCAAGUCCAAAUUGGGAAGAGCCAAGAGGAUAUUCCAUAGAGGACUGAAGAGUGAUGAUUCGAGUGCGCUGAGCGACUCAGAAUGUCAGCCAGCGAGUUGGAGGCACAAUUAUUAUAAGGAGCAUAAUAGUCAUAAUACAGAGGUAUACGUAGAACCACCUUCUCCAGUGGAUUUGAAGCCUGAUCCAGAAGUUCUACGAGAAGUACAGAAGUCGCCCGGACACACGCCGCACCGGCGACAGGCGAUAAGGACUAGCUCAUUGAAUCUCGGCAAAGAUGGUCAAAAGUUUCGCGAUAGAAGUCUAAAGCGUGAUAAAUCAGCCUCAAGAAGUUCAGAACUUGACAGCAGUCCGAACUCUGCGGGAUCGAGGUCGCACGAUGGGGAUCAAGAUGACGACGAUGAUAGUCUAGAUUUAAAAAGUAAAAAGAACAACAUACAAAGGUGGUAUUCGUUUCGAACGAACAAUCUGAAUGGGGGGCCAAAAGCAAAUAAUACGCUCCAACCGCUGCCCAAUCAGAAAAACCCGGAGGCGUAUUUGUCCCGUCCCAUGUCGUCACUAUCGUGUGGUCAACUCCAUAUCCUGAGGAAGUUAGCUUUGCUCCGGCUAACUGCGUGUAUGGAGAGGUACUGUCCAUCACACAAGUCCGGAUGGAAUUGGGAGCUGCCUAAAUUAAUAAGGAAGAUUAAAACACCAGAUUAUAAAGAUAAAACAGUUUUCGGGGUUCCCCUCACGGUAUCUCUUCAAAGGACUGGACAUUCGUUGCCAAAGCCAAUUCAAUGUGCUCUGAACUGGUUGAAGAAUAAUGCCUUGGAUCAGAUGGGCAUCUUCAGAAAGGCAGGCGUGAAGUCCCGGAUAGCGAAACUCCGUUCCAUGGUGGAAGCGGCAGGGGCUGUGAACGCGGCGUUUGCGGUGGAAAACAUGAACACCAUAGACCCGGCGCAGUCCAGCUUGAACUUCGAGGGUGCGCAGGCGCAUGACGUAGCUGAUGUAGUCAAGCAAUACUUCAGAGAACUUCCUGACGCGUUACUCACUAACAAACUAAGUGAGACGUUCAUCGCUAUUUUUCAACAUGUCCCUGAACCCUUGAGGCCUGAUGCUGUCCAGUGCGCACUUCUGCUACUACCAGAAGAGCAUUUAGAGGCGUUACAGUCUCUGCUCAUAUUUUUGGCUGAGGUGGCAGAGCUUUCAGCGGUGAAUCAGAUGACGGCGUCUAACUUGGCGGUGUGUUUCGCACCGACGCUGCUAAGGCUGCACCACGUGCCGCCACAUACCGGCAGUACCAAAGAGGGACACUCCAAUAGAUUAAUAAUCGAGAGCGUGGCGGAGCAGCGUCAAGUGAGCGAGUCUCGUGCGGCGCACGCGUGCCUGUUGCUGCUGCUGCAACAGCACGCAUCGCUGUUCCUGGCGCCCGCUGACAUGCUCGCGCGAUGCAAGUUCAACUACUUUGAGGAGAGUGUGCCGGUGGCGCUCGAAGAACUCGGUGCAGACUUCAACCAGGAUUGGAAAGGUUUCCAACAAGCCUGCAUCAAAGCACUACUAAAAGAAGCCAAAGAAAAAACUCGAGGAUGGAUGUCCGUGUCGGGAGCGGCGCCGCACGUGGAGCUGUGCUGUAAGAAAGUUGGCGAUGGUCAUCCGCUGCGGCUGUGGCGAGCCACCACUGAUGUUGAAGCGCCACCGCAGGAGGUCAUGCAGAGGAUACUCCGGGAGCGGCACAUCUGGGACGACUCGCUGGUGAAAUGGCGCGUUGCUGAGAAGUUGGGUCCGACGGCUGAAGUGUUCCAGUACAUUACGUCAUCCAGCUUCAAUCUACCGCAGAGAGAUUACUGCGUUUUGAGGUCGUGGCAGCAAGGCGGCACGGGCGGCGGUGGAUGGUGCGCGGUGGCGGAGACGUCAGUCGCGCACGCGGCAGCUCCGCCAGAUGGUGCGCGAGGGGUGGUACUAGCGUCGCGGUAUCUCGCCCAACCUGCGGGGAAAGGUCGCAGCAGAUUGGUGCAUCUAGCGAGAGUGGAUACCAUGGGCCGCACUCCAGACUGGUACAACAAAUGCUACGGUCACAUAUGUGCGUUAUACUUGGCUCGUAUCCGCGCCUCCUUCAAACACAACACCGAGGGCCCCGAGUCAAAUGUAUGAUCGAAACAUUCCACUUAGGUCUACACCUAAGUAUAACAAGCCAGGCCAAGAAGUGGCCUUAUUUACCGAGGCUUUAGAGCUCAUGAAGGGAUAUCUUCAAGCCCUAGUUUCGUCGCAUGACACAUAGUGAGGUAUUAGUUUUGUCACAUGUACGUUGACAGUUGACACUUGAUGAGUAUGGUAAUUGGUAUGCAUCAAAUUGUUGUUUAAUUAAUGUUAUGGGACAUUUUUGGGAAUUUGGUGCGUUUGUUGUAUAUAAUAGUGCUCGUGUUCCAUUUUGAGGUCGAUUGUCCACUUAUCCGUAGACUAUGAAGCAAUGUUAAAUUCCCUAAUUGAUAUUACUUUAGACAUAAAUUACAAUUUACGCUAUAAUUUAAUAAAACAUCGCCCAAUUCUACGGUACUAUCAUAGAGAUUGAUUCAAAGGCAGAUAACCUUCCUUUAUUUGGUAGGACUGUCAUCUUGACAUUACCAGAACAAAUAACGCAGGUCCGCCAUCUGGCUAUGAAUCAGUCUCAGUAUCUACUUGGCGAUGUUAGUAUGUCACAGUGACAUAAGUGCAGUACCUACCUCCGUUGUUUUGUGCAUUAUGUUCGCCCGUAUGGGACCUACCAAAAAGCCUGACUGUAAGCCUAUUUAAUAUUUAGUUUUUUAAGUUAGAAUAUUUUUAUACAAAAUUGUGAUGUUAGUCCCCUGUAUGGUGCAUUUUGUAAAUAUUAUAAGUAUUAACUCAUCACAUUCAAUAGUAAUAAUUUGUAAUCUCAAAUUAGUCGAUUAAGUGAAUGAAUAUUACCAUAUAUAUAAAGUUAUCAUAACAUAUCACUAGUCAUAAUAUAUAUUACUCGAUAUUACCUACGUUGUCCGUACCUGCCCUGUGUUCAGGAUUAUAUUAAAUAGUAUUAAUAAUCAAAAUUAGUACGCAUAAUAAUUGUACGCAUUUGAAUUGUAUUCGAGGAAAUGUUAUUUAAUAAAAGUCUGAAUGUAAAUAAUAGAUGUGCAGUUUUUAAAUUUCGAAUCAUCACAAUAUAUUUAUACAGCUGUAUGAAAUGUUUCUUAAUUAUAAUGGUUUGCGACUUAAUUAGAAACCUAAUCACCUAUUUUAAACCUUAAUCUUUGUAUAAUAUUUUAAUACUGCAGUAAUAUAUUAUAUUAUUGAGAUAAUAUUAUUAUUAUAGUGGGUAGGUGAAAUAAAUUAGGAUAAGAACAAGUUGUAACAGGGUUUACAUCAGUCUUCUCUCUUGCUCCAAUAGAAUAGAAGGAGACGGAUAUAUCCAUGGCAGUCUUAAGGGUAGACAACGCAAAUAUUAUAUUUAGGUAUCUGAAUUUUCUGCUAUCUAUGAAUGUAUUUGAUGUUAUAUAAUAAAAUUCUUAUAAUAUCAAAAAAUAUAUCGUCAAAUAAGAAUAAAAUAUUAUACUUAUUGUAGAUACCAAUAGAAACAUUUCAUACAGUUCUAAUUUCUAGUGUUUAAGAUGAAGCCAAAUAUCACAAGAUGUAUGUUUUGUAAAUAUUUAAUAUAUUAUAAUACUAAGAGUAUAAUAUAAUCUCAAA